ACCACCCGGUUCCCUGCUGUUGCAACUAGGAUACACAAUAUGAAGGCAACAUCAGCACCCACGGCACUGCUUGCGCUGGCAGUGCACCUAGAACAAUCCGCUGCUUUCGUAGCCCCCUGCAGCGGCGGGUUCCUUCGAAAAGGUGUUUCUACUCGCCAAUGCUCGACAGCACCAACAGCAGCAGCGACCAUGUCGCUCGACAACAACUCCGCUCGGGUAGCGCUGGGGACGUUUCUAGCGGGCGCCGCGGUGCUCUUCUCGGGAGGGGAGGCCGCUCUGGCUGACGGAUCGACGACGAAGUUCAGCCUCCCGCCGGUCGGUCAGGGCAAGGACAGGUGCCUGUUCAAGAGCAGUGCUAUGGGACAGGCGAAUGCCGCAAGGGAUAAGCUGUACGACCUACGAGAGUGCGACAUGAGCGGGAAAUCGGCGGCCGGUUUCGACCUGAGCGGCGUCAUCGCUUCUGAAGCAAACUUCUCCAAGGGAGACUUCAAGGAGGUCGUCAUGUCCAAGGCCUACGCACGGAGCUCCAACUGGGAAGAAGCUGACUUCACUAACGCGGUCGUAGAUCGGGUUUCUUUCGACGGCUCUUCCAUGAAGGGGGCUAUUUUCCAGAACGCGGUUCUUACGAGCACGAGCUUCACGGGAGCGGACGUGGAAAAUGCCGACUUCACGGAGGCGUACAUGGGUGACUUCGACCAGAAGAACUUGUGCAAGAACCCUACCCUCAAGGGCACCAAUCCCGUCACCAAUGCGGAUACGAGGGCCAGCGCUGGAUGCCGAAGUCUAUGA
Molecule: messenger RNA, 789 nt
Organism: Ectocarpus siliculosus
Lineage: Eukaryota; Phaeophyceae; Ectocarpales; Ectocarpaceae
Source: the annotation of a GenBank genome assembly